Messenger RNA from Grus americana (Whooping crane), 4724 nucleotides. RefSeq names its product serum paraoxonase/arylesterase 2. The coding region runs from base 85 to 1149 and encodes 354 amino acids. NCBI's taxonomy places the organism in Eukaryota, Metazoa, Chordata, Aves, Gruiformes, Gruidae. The transcript is spliced from 10 exons. Gene Ontology annotation, molecular function: arylesterase activity. The record is from RefSeq and is a predicted model, not a curated record. Gene Ontology annotation, cellular component: extracellular region.
GGCCCGGGGCGGUGCGGCGGGGCGGGACGCGGCGGAGCCGGGAGCGGAGAGCGGCGAGCGCGCCUCGGGGAGCGGGAGGCGGCCAUGGGGAAGCUGCUGGCGGUGGCUCUGGUCGGCAUAGCGGCAGCCUUGGCGGCGGAGCGGCUGCUGGCCUUUCGGAACAGACUGAAUGCUUCACGGGAAAUAGCCCCAGUAAGCCUCCCGAACUGCCGGCUCAUUAAAGGGAUCGAAGCUGGUUCAGAAGACAUCGACAUACUUCCCAAUGGCUUGGCUUUCAUCAGCUCCGGCUUGAAAUAUCCAGGAAUAAAGAGCCCUGCACCAGACAAGCCAGGUGAACUAUUUUUGAUGGAUUUGAAUGAAGACAAUCCCAGAGCAGUGGAACUGAGAAUCAGCCGAGGGUUUGAUCUGGCAUCGUUUAACCCUCACGGAAUCAGCACCUAUGUAGACAGAGAUGACACCGUGUACCUCUUUGUUGUGAACCACCCCCAUCAGAAGAGCACAGUAGAAUUGUUUAAAUUUGUAGAAGAUGACAAUUCUCUUCUACACCUGAAAACCAUUCGACACGACCUUCUGACAAGUGUGAAUGAUAUAGUAGCUAUGGGACCAGACAGCUUCUAUGCUACCAAUGACCACUACUUCUCCGACUUCAUCUUGAUGUUCUUGGAGAUGUUCUUGGGUUUAACAUGGUCAAAUGUUGUUUACUACAGCCCAAAAGAAGUUAAAGAAGUAGCAGCUGGGUUUUAUUCAGCCAAUGGAAUUAACAUUUCACCUGACAGAAAGUACAUAUAUGUUGCAGAUGUACUUGAUCAUAAUGUCCAUGUUAUGGAAAAACAUGCUAAUUGGAAUUUAACCCAUGUGAAGACGCUGCAGCUGGACACUCUGGUCGAUAACUUGUCUAUUGACCCUCACACUGGAGACAUCUGGACAGGAUGUCAUCCCAAUGGGAUGAAGCUGUUCUACAACGAUCCCAAAAAUCUGCCUGCCUCUGAGGUCCUGUGCAUCCAGAACAUCCUCUCGGAGGAGCCUGUGGUGACACGCGUCUACGCUGACAACGGCUCUGUGCUGCAGGGAAGCUCGGUGGCGUCCGUCUACAAGGGAAAACUGCUUGUCGGCACAGUCGUCCACAGAGCGCUGUACUGCGAGCUAUAGCUCGUCUCGCGGAGUUCCAUUUUUUGCCAACUCUCCUUUCUUCACCCUUUCAGAGGCUUGAUAUAUUCACAACCUGGCAAUACCGCAGCAAUGAGCAGAACUAGAGUUUACAGAACUGGCCUACCAUCGUAACCAGGGAGAAGUUAACUUCACCAGCCUGCUGUGGUCACUGAGGUGUAAGGAUGCAUGGCUAGAGGUGUGGAAACACCACGCUGCCUGCACAGCAGUUUAAAGGGGGCCAGGCAAGUCAGCAGAAUCAAAAUUGCUUUAGCUCCACAAAUAAAUAUGCAAAAGUAGGCGACAGUUACAUUUGCAGGUGAGCCAAAAGAGAAAGUCUUUCCAGUCAUUUAGCAUGCAGUAUUUGUUUCUUCUUAUGACAUCAAAACCCCAUAUUAGUCUGAUUUAGCAUUGGUCUACAGGAAGUUUAAGUUAAGAAUGAUGAGACAUCCGUAUCUUUUGUUUCAUAUAUAUCAUCACACAAUACACGGGGGAAAAUGCAACACAACUUUAAAGGUCCUACAGAACAGUAACAAAAGUUUCAAACUGUGCUUUACGUCUGUUAUCCAGUGACAUUUCUGCGCGUCCCAACAAGUUACCAUACUUAAUAAAAGGAACCACAUAAAUCUCUUUUAUCACAGAAAGAAGAGCAAAAGUCUUGACAUUGCUUGGUUUGCUUUGUUUUCAUGUGUUGAUCAAAAUGCAUUUUAUGGUUUUAUUUUAAAUUUAAGGAACUAGGAGGUUUUUUAAGUUAGGUUUUUGUUGGUUUUUUUUAGUCCGAGAAUAACAAAGUAACAUUACCACAAAGCAAUAAACCCCCCUGAAUACUUAAAGGACUUAAGUCCAAUUAGUUAUUCUGCAGAAUAAGAAUCUGAUUUAUGAAGAGAUUAACUAGGCACUGUUCUAAGCAGCAAGAAUGAAAAUUCAAUCUAUAAUGCCAAGCAGUCUGCUCAGGUUUCUAAGAAAACGAAGAACAUAAAACAGGGACACCACCUUAGAUUACUAUAUACAACCACUUAAACAUUACUACAAUGUAAACAUAAUUUUAAAAGAAAAUCAUCAUCGAAUGCAUUUAUCAACAUUGUAUUUAAAAUAUUAAAAUUCCAGUUUCUUCCAGAUAACUUUGCUUACUCAAAUAUAAAUUGAUUACCUCCUAAAAGAACAGAAUGCUAGUUUUAUGAGGCUGUUAAACAUUUGUGUAUUUUUUCUCCUACAAAGAGUGCAGAAAGAUUCACUGCAAUUUGGAAUUCUUGUUUGCAGGUGCAUUUUUUGCCAGUGAUGUAUCUCAGGAAAAAUAUCACAAGCCUUUAGAAAUAUCAGGAAGUAUCUUUUACAGCAAUUUCACUUUUAGAUCUGAAUAAAAUAUACAUCAGAAAUUGUAGAAAUUGGAUUUGGAAGGAAAAACAAAGCUAAUGCUAAGGAGAUCUGUUGUGUAAUAAUUUUGAAUGAACUAGGCUCUCUCAGUCGACAGACCUUUUUACAUGUCAAAGAAAUUAUUAGGAUCAAAAGAAAUGUAACUAUAAACGUUGCACCCCAACUGUUUCAAAUCUGAGCUUCAGAGAACUUUACAGACACAAAUCUGAAUGCCAUAAAGUACAGAGCAGAAGAGAAGCGAAGUCAAACUAAACAAAACAUUUUCUUCAAAAGAACUCAAUAUUUGCAUUUUUUAGUCUGGCAGAUUUUUCAGUUCAAGAUUCUAACUCUGCAUCAACAUCUUAAACAAUUUAUGGGUUGGCAUGACUAGAUGAAGAUUGCAACUUCCAGGACGCAUGAAAGGGAAGUGACGUUUUUCUACUAUAAAGGCUGCUAUGUUGCUAGCUUUGACCAUAAAGCAGUAAGCUAAUACCUCUAGCUUCUUGUUGUGGAUAUUUGCCUGUUCUUUUGAAGAAAUACUAAAUAUUUUAAUACCGCUCUGUAGAGGCAGUAACACUGUGCAGUGUGAGCUAUACACUGCUUCUGUCACAGUCAAAACUACACAGCAGGCUUCGCUGAUGGCCUCAUAUACCAGGAAAACAGAAAUCUCUGAAGGAUGUAAUACGACCACUGCUAAGCCAUCAAAACAUUCUACAGCCUAUGCCCAAAAAUCCAGGUUUUGGUGGGGAUAUUCUUUAAACACAUCAAUCAAAACGGUUAAUAUGUGGCAGCUUUGGAUUUAGUAACCGUCACCUCCGUGGCAGAUUUGAUCUUAACAGCAAUGUAGUGAAUUCAAUUUUAACCAGAAUCUCCCAUCUUCCUCUUCUUAAAGUGCACUUCUGUAAAAACUGAAAAUCUUCAGCAGACUCAAGUUUGAUAACUGUUUCCAACAACAGCUUCAUAACAGCACAGCACAAAGCUUAUUCUCCCAAUGCCUAUUGGAGAAUGGAUCUGAAGAUGUGGUGUUUUUCUUGGAAAAAACCCAAACCACAACGAAACAAAAUAAGCCCAGUUUCCUGUUCAAAACACAUGAAAAAGAAAGCGGAGUGUGCUGUAAGAAAGUUGCCUACACACUGGCAGCACAAUGAAAUUUAUACAGAUCUAUACGCUGUGCUCUAGUUAGAAAUUCAUCCUUGCUCAGAUAUCUAAAGGAUAAAUGUUAUCCUCAGAUUUCUGUGUAAACCCACAUAAUCAUUUAAGGCUUUGCCUCCUUCCUGGAUUAACUAUUGUACAGUUAACAGAAAGAGUUUCACCUCCUGUCUUUUACUCAGGGGGAAUAUCGACUCUCCUGUCUUUAUCUCCAGUGUAUAAUAAGAAGUCACGGAACAGUUGUGUUUCCACAGCAGUGUCGCUUCAAGGUACUGACGCAAGAUGAAACAGUCCAGUAGACAGAACUGAGUAUCCAAACACUGUAAAGAAGCUGACCUUCCAGUUAGAAAGUUAAGUCAACUCUUACCAGACUGAGCACAACUCCUUUUACCCAGCUGAAGAAACGUUCACCAAUCAUUUUGACUGGCCAUCCUAUUCAGAAGAGGUGAAGCAGUGGACCAUGUUCCUCGGCAUCAUGCUGGUUACUGAAGUGACCAAACACAGAGAGCUCAAUAGAGAAGAGUAGUUUGGAAGGAAACACUGCCACACAAAUAUGGAAUCUGUUAGCUGUCAACAACAACAAAACAAACCGAGGGGCUGGGGUUGUUUCACAUGGCAACAGCAACGAGCGUGAACUGGAUAUGCGGGAAAAUAAAACUACACGAUAUAAAUUUCCCUAUGUCAUUCUAUGUAUAGCCCCAUUUCUCUGUACACACUCUUGUGUAAUGAAUACAAGAAAGCUGAAGGGGCACCAGAGUGGAUAUGAGUUUCUCUUCCCUUGAAGUGCCUCCACUUUCCUAACAGAGCAGCACUUCUGCUUAUGACUGCUCAUUAGUGCCCUCUGUUGCAUCUGAUGAAGACUUGUCUGUUUUCUUCAGUUUCCUCUGCAGUUGCUCUUGUUCCUUCUUCCGAAGCUUUUCCCUUUGCUUUUCCAUUUUCUCUUGAGCCUUGCGAGCUUUCUCCAAGGAUGCUUUCAUUUCCUUUAGCUUUUUUUUAAUGAUUGCUCUGUCCUGGGAAGAUGUCAUACCAAGAGCCUGAGGUGGGGAAAACAAAAUUAAAAAACAAAAAUAAUUUCA